Salvelinus fontinalis (brook trout) is the source of this 3714-nucleotide messenger RNA. RefSeq names its product nuclear factor 1 A-type. The record is from RefSeq and is a predicted model, not a curated record. Bases 1285 to 2928 code for a protein of 547 amino acids. The transcript has 13 exons. NCBI's taxonomy places the organism in Eukaryota, Metazoa, Chordata, Actinopteri, Salmoniformes, Salmonidae. Gene Ontology annotation, cellular component: nucleus. Gene Ontology annotation, molecular function: DNA-binding transcription factor activity, RNA polymerase II-specific; RNA polymerase II cis-regulatory region sequence-specific DNA binding. Gene Ontology annotation, biological process: regulation of transcription by RNA polymerase II.
CUAAUUUGCGUUAAACAUCAUAUAGGAACAUUUAUUUAGCAGUGGUGGUGUGGCAGUUUUGCACGAGUCCUGCUCUUGAUUGAAAUUGAUAGGUUUGCGUUGUUUGAAAAGCCAUUUCAUUCCGGGGCUAAUGGGCUCAAGUAGACAGGAUAAGGCAGCCUAUAAUUUGAACAUUUAAAUAUAUAUGUAUAUAUCAUAUAUAUAUAUCAUAUAUUUCUGUCCUACAUGUUCAUUGUAUUUAUGUUGGUCUCAUUACUUCCCAUAAACCGUGUAUACUUUGGGAGCUAUGCUGAGAGGGGAGUACAAGAGUUUGUCCUUCAGGCACUGUGGACAAAAGUGAACUGUAUGUAUCUGUAUGGAACUCGGUGCAGGCGGUUGUGCUCCUGUCGCCGUAGACAGAACAGACGCAACACGGAUUCACUUUAUCGUCUGCUGUUAGAGAUCAUUUUCUAAACGGAAACCAGCUGUCGGGCUUCAGCAACAAGCAAUUGUUUGGGUGUUCAGGGAUAUUAGCACCUUCAUUAACUACCGCACCCUCCUUGUUCGUAAAUCCGACAGACUCAUUUCGGAGUUCGCUCCACCGUGAAGCCAGCCGCACCACAUGCCUUCAAUGCUUUCGGUUGUUGCGAGCUUUGUUUUGUCUCUUCGAGAAACCGGAGUGAAUGGGAGAACUCAUAUCGAGUUCAGAAGAACGAACGUAUGACAAUCAGCAUUUUUUUUGUAAUGGUAUUAAUAUGAGAACAAGAUUAGCACUGUCCGAAGAUGACUUAUUUUCUUCCUAUUUCCCGUGAUUUUUAACCUCUCCGCUGCAGCUAGUCUGCCUUUGGACUUUUUCUUUUAUUGUUGAAUAUGCCUCUGGUGAAAGUUUUGAGUUAUCCAACGAAGGGACUGCUCUACGGCUUUUACUGCACUGUACAAUAGAUGAGUGCGGAAAGUGGAAGCAGUGUAACUCGAGGCGGGGUUAAAGUUCAGCUCUAUGGGGUGGUGAAGCGUUGGUUGCAGUUCGCAGAGUUGGAAAUGUGAAAGCAAGAAGCAGGCUUUAUUUUUUCCCUCUCUCUCCCUUCUGUCUCUCCUUUUUUUUCUUUUCAAAACACGGACACAGCCAUCACGGACACAGCCAUCACGCAUACACGGGCAAACACGGACACACACCCACACAUAAUUCACACAUACACACACACUCACUCACACACCAUCACACACAUAAACACGCAGACCCGUUCGUGUAACCCAAACACACACACAUACAUACACCCUCCACAUCCAAGAUUAGAUACAACAGAUAUGUAUUCUCCGCUAUGCCUAACACAGGAUGAAUUCCAUCCUUUCAUCGAAGCACUGCUGCCCCACGUGCGAGCGUUUGCCUACACAUGGUUCAACUUGCAGGCCCGCAAGAGAAAGUACUUCAAGAAGCAUGAGAAGCGCAUGUCUAAGGAAGAGGAGCGCGCGGUGAAGGACGAGCUGCUCAGCGAGAAGCCCGAGGUCAAGCAGAAGUGGGCAUCGCGCCUUCUGGCCAAGCUCCGCAAGGACAUCCGGCCCGAGUUCCGGGAGGAUUUUGUGCUCACCGUCACCGGGAAGAAGCCCCCGUGCUGCGUGCUGUCCAACCCCGACCAGAAGGGUAAGAUGAGGAGGAUCGACUGCCUGCGUCAAGCAGACAAAGUCUGGAGGUUGGACCUGGUCAUGGUGAUUUUAUUCAAAGGUAUUCCCCUCGAAAGUACUGAUGGCGAAAGGCUGGUAAAGUCCCCACAGUGCUCGAACCCAGGGCUGUGUGUGCAGCCUCAUCACAUUGGAGUUUCUGUGAAGGAGCUCGACCUCUACUUGGCCUACUUUGUGCACGCAGAUGGCCAGUCAGACAGUCCCAACCAGCAGAGUGAGUCUGAUAUCAAGGACCAGCCUGAGAACGGACAUCUUGGCUUCCAGGACAGCUUCGUCACAUCGGGGGUCUUCAGUGUUGCCGAACUCGUGCGAGUCUCACAGACCCCCAUCGCAGCGGGGACGGGUCCUAACUUCUCGCUGGCGGACUUGGACAGCUCCUCCUACUACAGCAUGAGCCCCGGGGCCAUGAGGCGGCCCUUACCAAGCACCUCCUCCAGCAGCUCGGCCAAGAGGAUCAAGUGUAUGGAGGAUGAGGUGGACAGUCCAGGAGAGGAGUCCUACUACCCGGGUCAGGGUCGCUCCCCGGGCAGCGGCAGCCAGGCCAGCAGCUGGCACGAAGUGGAACCAGCUGGAUAUAAACUGCGUGGCUCGCUAGCUAGUUCGUUCAUCUCAAGACAAGGGAUGCCAUCGCCCACCACAUUAAAGAAGUCAGAGAAGUGUGGUUUCAGCAGCCCUGUCGUGCCUUCGCAGACCACCUCCUCCCCCCGAACGGCAUUCACACACCAUCAUCGGCCUGUCAUUACAGGACCUAGAGCGAGUCCCCACGCCACGCCGUCGAGCCUCCACUUCCCCACGUCGCCCAUCAUCCAGCAGCCCGGCUCCUACUUCUCCCACCCGGCCAUCCGUUACCACCCCCAGGAGAGCCUCAAGGAGUUUGUCCAACUUGUCUGCCCCGACUCUGGUCAGCAGGGAGGACAGGUGGGCUUCCUUAACAAGUAUGCAGAAAUACCAUGGGGAAAAUACUGUACAAGUGGUCGAAGAGAGAGCACUGCAGUGGAGCCCAACGGAAGCAGUCAGGGGAAGGUCCACAACCCAUUCCUGCCCACCCCCAUGCUGCCCCCUCCACCCCCGCCCCCCAUGGCGCGGCCCGUACCCCUGCCUGUGCCAGACUCCAAACCACCCUCCACCUCCACCGAGGGAGGGGGAAACUCCCCCACCUCGCCAACCUACUCCACACCGAGCACGUCCCCAGCCCAGCGCUUCGUCAGUGUGGGCCCCCGAGACCCCAGCUUUGUAAAUAUCCCUCAGCAGCCCCAGUGGUACCUGGGAUAAGGACUCCAGACCCCCUCGCCGCCCGCUGGACAGAUCGCUGGACCCCCUACUUUCUCCCCUGAGUCCGACCCGACCUGAACCGACCAACACCCCGCAAACGUGCCCACGCGUCUGACAGAGAGAAGCCCAACAGCCCGCCCCCCCCACCCAAUCUGUCGCCGUCUCCUCACCCCCAGCGCCUGAGAGACUAGAGCAUCAGCAUGGCUACAACACCCCCCCCCCCCCCCCCCCCACCCCUAGAAAACAAGAGGAGAGCUACUCACCGCUAGAUACACUAUAUAUCUAUAUAGCCCAUAUAUAUCCCCCAUUCACAUGGUUGGUUUAUAUGCCUAUAUUCAUAUAUAGUACCAGUCACCUCAACUGUUUAUUGGAAGAGAGCUAGCAGCCUAUAUAUCCUGGGAAAGUGCACGUCGUCUUGUUCCUUUUCUUUCUUCUCGUCCACCCCACUUUGCCGCGGAGGGGGCAUGAUCAUGUGACUAAAUCAAAGAGCUUCCCUAUACCUUUCGUCGUCGUAGCCGAACUUUGAAGAGGGUCCGGCGGGCGAGAAAGGCACAGAGAGCUAUGCGUCCUGUGUACGUGUAUGUGCCGAAACGAGGGGAAGAUCAAAGCUCUUGUUUCCUCUCCGUCUUUGCCCCUCUCUCUUGUUGUUUCCGUACUCUGUUGAGUUUGUUGGGGGUUAUUGCCCCUGGUUGGGUGGCUCGCGGAUGUGGAGGUUUUAGCUGGCUCGGAUACCAACCAGUUAAUACCUCUCACCCCCCCCACCAUCACCUCUCAUCCCCCCCCCCC